This is a messenger RNA of Parus major (Great Tit), 4160 nucleotides long. RefSeq names its product ST3 beta-galactoside alpha-2,3-sialyltransferase 5 (gene ST3GAL5). The coding region runs from base 1280 to 1828 and encodes 182 amino acids. The record is from RefSeq and is a predicted model, not a curated record. NCBI's taxonomy places the organism in Eukaryota, Metazoa, Chordata, Aves, Passeriformes, Paridae. Gene Ontology annotation, molecular function: lactosylceramide alpha-2,3-sialyltransferase activity. The transcript is spliced from 4 exons.
CAGAGAAAUACAGCAUGGACAUAUCUCCCUUUGUGAGGAAAAAUAUAAAUGAAGAUGAUGCUUUAUUUAAAUAUGAACCUCCUUUUGGAUUUCACAAGUUCUUUGAUACACUUAAAGAUCUCCUUGAACUCUUACCUGAGCAUGAUUUACCAGAAGAUUUGAAGUCAAAGCACUGUAAGCGUUGUGUUGUUGUUGGCAAUGGUGGAAUUCUUCAUGGAUCAGAGCUGGGUCACUUAUUGAAUCAGUUUGAUGUUGUUAUAAGGUAUGCAUUUUCCAUUUAAGGACUCCAACUAGUUCAUCAUUAUUUUAUGAACCAACAUAGUUUUUUAAGGGGAAAAUCUCUCAACAUCAAUGAAACCUACAAGACUUUCUGAAAGUACUUUUGAGAAAUUUACUUGUGACUUGGUGGAAUUUAAAGUCUUAGGUGCAAAAUAAAUUGUCAUGUUUAAAAGAAAGGAAUUCAGUGUAAUUAUUUGUGGACUUCAGGUACAAAACUCACAUGGGCAGAAACUAGAUAGAAGCUAGUGACAUCAUAGACAGGUAGACAGUACUGGGUUUAUUCUUUCACAUUUUGAAGCUUUCAAAUCUUAAACAUCAGGACGUAAGGACUCACCUCGGCUUUUUUCCCCAUGGCUAGUUUGAAUGCUUAUUCAAAAGAUUUUUUUAUAACAGCUAUUUCAAACACAAUAAAAUUUAAUUGGUGUUUCAGUACACAGUUUGCUUACACACUUUAUAACACACUUAUAUUCCCUUAUCUUUACGAGGCCAGUGACUGCUUCUAUGAUUGCCUUGAUUUCUGACAUCUGAAUUACAUGCUCUGUAUUUAUGCCUUCUGAAAAGUAUAAUUUAAACCUUGUUUUGAAUCAUGUGAAGUCACAAAUAUCACAAUACAAGCAUUUUCUCAACUUGUUCCUCUUAAGGGAAUAUUUGAGUCAAUAGCCCUUAUUGAAAGGUAAACAAACCUGUUAGCAUGUGGAGGGGCAAAGAACUUGUAUUAGCUGUCCUCUGAAUUUAGGGCUGCUAGAUUAAGGUGAUUUUUCUGUUGAUGUGGAGAAGUUUGCAGGACUUGAGCUCUUCUGCAGAACUCAUGGAGGGAGAUGAUGCCAUUUUUGUCAGCAGUGUGCCAGCAUCUGUUUUUGCUGAACAGGAGAUGAUAUAAACCCACAGGAUGAAUUACAUUGCAUUGGAGGGAUAAUUUGUAUGACUUCUUGAAUACUUGUUAAAUGAUGCACCAGUUCAAGGUUACACGGAUCAUGUUGGUAACAAAACAACAAUACGGAUGACUUACCCCGAAGGAGCCCCCUUUUCUGAACAUGAGUAUCCUCCUGCAAGCUUGUUUGUGGCUGUUCUGUUUAAAAGAGUUGAUUUCAACUGGCUUCAAGCCAUAGUAAAAAAUGAAACCUUGCCUCUAUGGGUGCGACUCUUUUUUUGGAAGGAGGUUGCUGAGAAAAUUCCUUUCACAUCAAAGCAAUUUCGGAUUCUGAAUCCAGUCAUUAUCAAAGAGACAGCUUUUGACAUUUUACAGUUCCCUGAGCCUCGAUCAAAAUUCUGGGGUUGGGAUAAGAAUGUACCUACAAUUGGGGUCAUAGCAGUUGUUCUGGCCACACAUUUAUGUGAUGAAGUGAGCAUAGCAGGAUUUGGAUAUAACCUGGAUCAGCCCAGCACACCUUUGCACUAUUACAACAACCUCUGCAUGGCUGCCAUGAAAGAACAAUUUAUGCACAAUGUGACAAGUGAAACAAAAUUCCUGCAAAAACUGAUCAAAGAAAAAGUUGUCAAAGACCUCACUGGAGGGAUACACUGUGAAUUCUGCAGCAAAGACAGCUAGUGACUGACUUGCAGCAUGGACAGAUUUGUUACAUUUCCAGAGGUUCAGCUGGAUCAACCCUUUCCCUCUCUUUAGUUCUAUAAAGUGUACAUGAAAUGGAUGUGGAGUCCCUGCUGCCUUUUUUAAUGUUGUGUUCAAGUUGUUGGACUUUUAAAUUAAUUUCCCUGUCAGAUUUUACUUUGCACAUUUCUGUGAAUAGCUGUGUAAAUAUGACUUGGAGUUGAAAGACAUCCAUUUAAAGUAUUUAAUGUUUUAAGUUGUCUGAAUAAAAGCAGGUUUUUUGUUUUCAAAUGUAUAUGGAACGCACAUAGCUGGCCUGAAUUGUCUAACAGUGUACAAGAGUUAUUUUCCCCGGAUCUGCUGUCUUUGUUGAUCCAGUUCUUGGUAUCUUGACUCCUUUUCAUGCAUGCCAUGAAAAGAAAGGCAUAUACUUCUCAAGUCUUUCAUGUCUUGAACUUGAGCAUUGCAUUUACUCCUCAAAUAUUUAUAUUAUUUUGCUAAUAACAUUUUUUGGGGGGUGAAGGACAAACAUAGAAGUGGAGUUGAAGGAAAAGGAAUUGUUGUGGCAACAACUGAGUAGUAAGUACUUUGAUGUUCAUGAUUGGUAUUAAAACCAUUGAUGUAUUGGGUUAGAAUCCUGCAUUGUGAAGCACAUUUGGGCCCAGGGGACUCUGGAAAAGGAUUUAUCCAGGAGGAGGCUUUAACCCAAAGCAGGUCAUUUGCCAUUUCCAUUCCUGAAGUCCCACCUAAAUGUCUCCAACUAGAUUAUUUGCAGCAGGAUUCAGCUAUCCCAAUUAAAGAAGUGGCAUUAAUACAAAAUCUGCCCCUUUUUUAAAAAUUAUUUUUUGAGUGACUUGAGCAUUGCUGCUUCUAUAAAACACUAGUUUGUAUCAAUCAUUUAGCAAUACUUAAAUGUAUGACUAGAUUACAAUCUCCACUGGUUAGUUUUAUGAUCCUUAAGUAAUGAAUUAUGGACAUUGUUAACUUAAUAGUUUGCAAUGCUGAUAACCCUUGUGAAAUCCAGUAUUGACUUAAAUAGUUAGUUGGAGAAGUAGAGUUGUUGGUUUUCCCCCAAGUCAGUAAUUGGGUGAGUGUAUAAGUUAAGAAAAAAAUCACUUUAAGAAAGUAGCAUAAUCCAAUAAAAAGGUGGAUAACUGCUGAUAACAGCAAAUGUAAUAAACCAAAAGAGAAAAUAAAGCUCUAGAUGUAUGUUCUUGGUGGUGGAAGUCAGUGCAUUGCAAAAGCACUGGGCAGUGCAGAUCUGUAAACAAGGUUUUUAUGUUUAAUAUUUUUGUUACUAGUAGAGUAUCAGGUAUGACUGUUUGCACUGAGGAGUGGUGUUACUGAAUCUACAGUAUGUGAAAAAAGCUUCCUUUGGGAGUGAAAACUUGUCAGCAAAUCAAUCAAAUGUUGGCCUAGAAACAUUGUUCAUAGUCAUGGACUCUUCACAUGGUGAAUGUUCCCACUUUUCUUUGUUAUGGACAAGGAUAUGAAUGAAAUUGUAGUUCCAAAUUUUAUACUUAUGGAAAAUGCAAGAUUAGGGUGGUUGUGUUUUGGGUUUUUAUUCCCUGGAGAGAAGAUCUAAUUAAUGAUAAUAGAAUGCAGGAGCAGCAGAGUGAUGCUCAGUGUUAUACUAAGAGGCAAUAAAAGGACGUGAGAUAAUGAAACAUAAUUGAAGAAAGUUGUGCACUUCAUCUUUCUGAAAUCACAUGUGUCUAUUAAAUUCAGUUGUGGGAGCUUGAACAAAUUUAAAAAUCAGGAAUUCUUGUUUCUGGCACUGUGUUCAUAGCAAUAAUAUUAAUAUAGCCUCCUCCUCCAUGAAAAAUAUCAAUUUUUAUACUAGCAAUAAAUUUCUAGUCUGGGUUUUUUUUUGUAAGUAUAUUAUAUUAUUUAAUUAAAAAUAUUUCAUGUGUGAAGAUAAUUAUUCAAAUAGUCCUUUAGUUAAUAUAUUAAAAUGUGGUAAGUAUUCUCUCCUGGUAUUUAAACUGGAAGCAGAAUACCUUAAUUUCAUUUAGUAUUUAUGAAAUUUUGGAAGAUUUCAGAAUGUGUGUGUUGGGAGGAUGUCUUGAAUGCACUAGAAGUCUGUGUUUCUGAGCACCUGGUCCCUCACCACUUAAUUUUGUUCAGCAACUUCAAAAUAAUCAGUUGAUUAAUGUAAAUGCCAAUAGCUUUUUGGAGAUGCUGUAUUUACUGUCAAAUUUGCAAAUUGUAGAUUUCCUACCUGUAUCAUGGCUUCUGGUAAAACCUUGUUGUCUGUGGUAGUCUUUGCAGACUUGACACUCUGUGAAAUGGCAGCAAAAAGCAAUAAACUGAUGAAACCACUUUCUACUGA